Molecule: messenger RNA, 1824 nt
Organism: Dioscorea cayenensis subsp. rotundata (Guinea yam)
Lineage: Eukaryota; Viridiplantae; Streptophyta; Magnoliopsida; Dioscoreales; Dioscoreaceae
Exons: 2
Coding region: 1-1824 (607 amino acids)
Source: RefSeq, a predicted model, not a curated record
AUGGCUCUCCCAAGAGUUAGUGAGGCAUAUAUUAGAGGAGUUGAUGGUUUUCUAGAUAUGGCAUUUCAAAGGACUGCGCAAGGACAAGAAAUACUUUGCCCGUGCAAAAAGUGUUUGAACCGUAAUUGGUAUUAUAGAGCAAUAGUCAGAGAACACUUGAUAGUCUAUGGUUUCAUAGAAGGCUAUACUGAGUGGGUAUUCCAUGGAGAAGGAUUGUCAAUGUAUUCUAAAGGAUUACCAUCACAUAGUAAUGAAGGACUUGAUCCUCUUGAUAACAUGGAUGAUAUGUUGCAAGAUAUGUAUAGAGAUGUAGCAAUUGGAGGGCAAACCCUCCCAAGGAUUUGUGAAGGUCCUAAUACAGAGGCAAAGAAAUUUUACAAGUUAAUGGAGGAAGGCCGACAGGAGCUUUAUCCAGGGUGUAAGAGUUUCUCAAGGCUUUCUUUCAUCGUUCAAUUAUAUCUUUUCAAGUGUCUCCAUGGGCUAAGUAAUGUGGCAUUUGGUGACCUUCUAGAUUUAUUAAAAGAAGCUUUUCCUGAUGCUACAAUUCCAAAUUCUUUUAAUGAAGCUAAGAAGACAGUGAGAGAUUUGGGUCUUGAUUACAAAAAAAUACAUGCAUGCCCAAAUGAUUGUAUGUUGUUUUGGGAUGAGCAUGAAGAAGCAAAUAAUUGUCUUGUAUGUGGUGUUUCUAGGUGGAAAUUGGAGGACAAAUUUGCAAAUGAUAAUGCUAAAUCCUCCACUAUACCUGCUAAGGUUUUACGAUACUUUCCCCUUACUCCUAGGCUCCAGAGGUUAUUCAUGUGUGAAGAGACAGCUACUGCAAUGAAAUGGCAUGCAACAGAUCGUCCGAAUGAUGGAAAUUUGAGGCAUCCGGCUGAUGCCAAAGCUUGGAAAGAUUUUGAUAAUUUGCAUCCUGAGUUUGCUCAAGACCCUCGCAAUGUGAGGUUGGGACUUGCAAGUGAUGGGUUCAAUCCAUUUCGAACGAUGAGCAUUUCACAUAGCACAUGGCUCGUUGUGUUAAUCAAUUACAAUUUAUCACCAUUGGUUUUUAUGAAGUCUGAAUAUAUUUUCUUGUCUAUGAUUAUUCCGGGUCCUAGAUCACCUAGUAAAGACAUUGAUAUCUACAUGCAACCUUUGAUUAAAGAGUUAAAGCACUUAUGGGAAAUUGGUGUUGAAACAUAUGAUGCCACAAGCAAACAAACAUUUCUCAUGCGGGUGGCAUUAUUAUGGGCAAUUAGCGACUUCCCAGCUUAUGCUAUGUUAUCAGGAUGGAGCACUAAAGGAAUGUUAGCAUGUCCUUAUUUUGCUGUGAGAAAGACAUUGCCUAAAACUGUUGCCAUUGUCUUAAUCAAGGUGGGUGAUUUUUUCCGGGGUAUAUGCAGUAAAGUUGUGAAGAUGCAGGAUCUUGAUCGGUUGCAGAAGGAAAUUAUUGAAAUUCUUUGUCAUCUAGAAAUGACUUUCAUCCCAAAUUUUUUUGAUAUAAUGGUGCAUUUGACUAUUCAUUUGGUAAAUGAAAUCAAACUUGGUGGCCCGGUUCAUUAUCGUUGGAUGUUCCUAAUUGAGCAAAACUUAUGCAAGUUGAAGUCUUUUGUUCGUAAUCGGAGCAGUCCGGAGGGAUCUAUUGCGGAAGGGUAUCUAGCCGAGGAAUGCUUGGUAUUUUGCUCGAGAUAUAUGCAUGAUGGUGUAAAGAUGAGAUUCAGCAGAUAUGGGAAGAAUACUAAUAUAGGUACAAUGGAUGAUGAAGCAUCUCCUAUUUUCCCUAAGCUUGGCCAUCCAAUUGUGGGGAACAAGAGAAAUAUUGGCAAGACUUUCAUUGUAAUACCCUGA